UCCUCCUUUCCUCAAUUCCUUGGGACUCCGCCCCAGGGGCAGUGCUUCCGAUUUCAGAGGUGGGGCUUGUGAGUGCCUAAAGGAGCGGGACAGAGUCUCUCACUUCUGUCCCCGGGGGCCGGCCAGCCUGGGCGAGGCUGGGCGGAGCGUCUAUUCCGUAAGGCUCUCCUCAACCCCCCGAGCGGAGCCGCCGGCGCCCUCCGGCCCAACGACUUGUCAACAGUCGCUGGGGUCCGGGAAGGAAGCUUAGGAAGCGGGCGAGGCCAUGCGUGCGUCCCGGAUCCCUUCCCAAAUGGACUGCCAGACUUGGCUCCAGGGAGGGGGCGGGAUGUGCUCCGCCGAGGAGCUGCUACGCGGUGCAGGCAGCGACGGGGAACUGAACGAGGAUAGGGACGGAGUCGACUCUGGGCUGGAGAGGCCGGAGCCGGGGCCGGGGCCAACGCCCGGGAAGACGACGAAGCAGGAGGGCGGCAGCCAGAGCCUGCUUGCCUGCUUGCCAGAGCAGCUGCAGCAGCCGGGGCAGCAGCAGCAGCAGCCUUGGCAGCGCGGGCGGCCGCGACAGCAACAGCAGCGUGGUCUUGGAAGAGGCGGCCAGGAGCAGCCGGAGCAGGACAUAGAAGAAUCGCAAAAUCAUAGUGUGGAACCUGUUAUAGAUGACUGCAAAAAGAUGGGAACUCUUUUUGGUGAACUAAACAAAAGCCUAAUCAGCAUGGGCUUCACAAGGAUGUAUUUCGGGGAACGGAUUGUGGAACCAGUAAUAGUCAUUUUCUUUUGGUUUAUGCUCUGGUUUCUAGGCUUACAAGCCCUUGGACUAGUUGCUGUCCUUUGCAUUGUCAUUAUUUAUGUACAAGAGUAAAACAUAGCUAACCCAUGGCUUGGUUUGGCAUGGCAUAUGGAAGCCAUGUUGUAUGUUGAUGAAUAUUUAAGAAAACGAGAACUACAGAAAUCUACUUUGUUACAAAUUAUGUCAGCCAUUUUCUAACUAAAUUUAUAAAUUGGUGCUCUUUGAAAAUAAAGUCAACUCUUCAUUAUUUAGGGGUUAAUUUUCAAGUAAUCCAAACCCUUUGUUUCCCACUAAUGACUAACAUUAUUACCCAAAACUGCAACAAAGGUUAUCACAUUUAAAGCUAUCAGUUUUAUUCCUUCUAAAUCAUUUAGGGAGAAAAAAGCUAAAGAACUAUUUUACUUGAAGAUCAUUUCCCAGAUAUUUCCACUUUCAUUUGGGGAUUGUUGGAUUUCAAUUAUCUUUGCCAUUCCUAUUCCCAUGUAUAAAUGAGAGUUGGGUUUUAUUGACUUAUCUUUCUCUUAUGAUAGAAAUUAAUCAUUUUUCAGAUGUCAAAAAGAGAGAAAGAGACAACAGAGAUAAAAACAGGGACAGAGACAUAUACUAUUAAUAGAGAAACUGCCCAAGUGGAAUGAAACUUCAUUAGGUCCAGAAACCACUUCAGUAUGUCAUUGAAAGUUUUAGGAAUUUUGGUGCUGGUGAAUUCUUUGAUAAUCCAGGAGCCACAAGAGUCUGGUAGUAGAUACUCAGAUGGCUACAUACUUAUCCUAUGAUAAGUCUAAUACCACAUGCCUAAAGUGGUAUUUUUUUCCUAUCCAACAAGCUUGAUUUUUUUUUUUCCCAUGGGGCACUUUCAGUGUAUUUUUACAACUUUUACAGUUUUUUAAUUCUUUUUUUAACUACUACUUUAAGAUACAAAUCAAAAUCUGUUUCUUAGCUGAACAGUGGAGUAUUUUUUUCCCUAAUUUGUUACAAAAUCUACAUCUUUUUCUCUUAAAAAAAAAAAAAGAAAGACUAAAGUUGUGUGUGUGUGUGUGUGUGUGUGUGUGUGUAAUAGAUGUAUAAUAUUAAAGAAACAGUUAAAUUUGGAGUUUAAUCAUCAAUCUUAUACAUGCAACAAGAUCAAAUCUGUGAAUCCUCAAAAUGGGGAAACAAAAGUAAUGGAAAAUAUAAGAGCACAUAAUGCUAAAUCAGAAUAUCUUAGCCAUAGGGUGUUAAAAAAAAUACAAUGUAUUUGUUUAAAUAUUUACUUUUUUAAAUUUAUGACUUUUUUAUUUUUACAAAAGGUCUUUGUACUCUUUGUGUGCUUACAUUGAGUUUGCAAAUAUUUUUAUACUAACAGGUAUACCAUUCUUCUAUAUUACUAGAAGUACAAACCACAUAAAAAGAUAUUUUCACUUAUACACAAGUACAGUUUAAAAAACAACAGAGAAUGUGAGAACUUAUAAAAUAUUAAUAGCUACAUUCUUUUGAAAUACUGCUGAGAGUUUGAAUUUUUGAAAUGUAACAGCUUAAAUCUUAAAAACAGCUCUGGUCCCACCAGUGCCUAAUGGUGAAUCUAUUUUUCAGUCAUUUUUGUUAUAAAUUAUUUAGUAUCCUAUUAGCACUAUACAUUGCCCUGUUAUACUGAUGAGAUAUGUAUGUAUAUCCAAUUAUGAAAAGUAAGCAGGCAUUUUGCUAUCUUCUUUACCACUUACCAUAGCAUAUCAUCAGGUAUUAUCAAGGAAGGAGGGGGAAGGAGUAGCUAAUAGCUUAUUUAAUGUAGACAAUAAUAUGUUGCCCCUAGGAAGUGUUGAAAUGCAGAUUAUAUUCAUUUCCCUAGAUAAAAAAAAAAAUCCUAUAACCUUGUCUGGUUGUGAAAUAAAUUGGUUAGAUAAAAAUGGUUAUUGAAUCACAUACUCAGAAAUGUAACUAAUUCAAAGAACUGGUGUUAUAUGUGAAUAAGAUGUAUAAUCAUCACCAUAUAAUUUACCCAUAUUAUUAGUUCUCAGUUUUUAAAAGAAGGUUUUAGGAAAUAAGAUAUAUAUCUCAUAUCAAAUAUAGUCCAACAGACUGACCUGGAUGAAUAAAUCUGCCUUCUUUUCAAUAAAAUAUCAGGCAUAACUGGGCAUUUUGUUUAUUUUAUUAUUUCUAAUCAGUCAUAAAUAUGUCAUAAGUAAGUCAGAAAUAUUUCUCUGAUAUCUACCACUGUAAUGUUCUUGUUUGGUUUUCUGGAGGUCUUAGGACCAGCCUUCAUUUCAGUUCAGUAAUCACCACAAGAGUAGCUAGGUGUUAAAGUCCAAAUCCUUUAUUAUCUCCUUCACAAUCUUGUCUCCUUUCCUGAGGCCCAGGGUUAGCUUUCUUAGAGGCCUUCUGGAAUCUUGGUUUCAGUCUCCAGUCCCCUUGUCUUCUCUGGCUCUCACUCUGGGGAGUUUGUCCCAGCUUAUAUGCCCUCUUAUAAUUACAUUAUUAUAGGUGUGAAUUUUAUAGAACUAUAUUAAGUACUAAGUACAUGUACUGAACUAGAGCACCAUGCUGAAUUAGAUAACCUUUGUCUUUAUCAAUUCCACUGACUUAACACCUUGUAAAAAUCCUUGUUUCAGAGUUCUGGUCCAUAAUAUACCACUAUAAAGUUCUUAAUCUUUGGUCCAUGAAAAGUGAUAUAUUUUGAUAACUGUACUUCAAUAAAUUGGUUUCCUCUGUAAUGAUAUAUAUUUUAUUUCAUGCAUUUAAAAUAUUGUAUUAAAAAUAUUAUUCUAUGACUUUUCAAA
Antechinus flavipes (yellow-footed antechinus) is the source of this 3534-nucleotide messenger RNA. RefSeq names its product family with sequence similarity 241 member A (gene FAM241A). The transcript has 2 exons. Lineage: Eukaryota; Metazoa; Chordata; Mammalia; Dasyuromorphia; Dasyuridae. The record is from RefSeq and is a predicted model, not a curated record. Gene Ontology annotation, cellular component: intracellular membrane-bounded organelle. The coding region runs from base 266 to 856 and encodes 196 amino acids.